This is a messenger RNA of Thalassophryne amazonica, 1955 nucleotides long. RefSeq names its product solute carrier family 17 member 8 (gene slc17a8). Lineage: Eukaryota; Metazoa; Chordata; Actinopteri; Batrachoidiformes; Batrachoididae. Gene Ontology annotation, molecular function: L-glutamate transmembrane transporter activity; neurotransmitter transmembrane transporter activity. The coding region runs from base 137 to 1906 and encodes 589 amino acids. Gene Ontology annotation, cellular component: synaptic vesicle membrane; excitatory synapse. The record is from RefSeq and is a predicted model, not a curated record. Gene Ontology annotation, biological process: regulation of synapse structure or activity; monoatomic anion transport; transmembrane transport. The transcript is spliced from 12 exons.
GAGCCACAAAUUCAAGAAGGAUGGGGAACAGCUUCUAGUGGAGUUUAUUACUUCUCAGAAAACAGUGAGAUAGUGAGGCGUCGAGGCGCUGCUUUGAAAUAAAGGCAGAGAGAAAAAAAGGAGACGUGGAGGAAAAAUGCCUUUUGGUGGCUUAACAGGUUUGAAGGAGCAGUUGCUGAAGCCUGGGAAGGAGGAGGUGAAGAACACAGUGGGUGACUCUCUUGGAAAACUGCAAAGAAAAAUAGAUGGUAGUAAUGUUGAAGAAGAAGACCACAUUGAACUCACAGAGGACGGAUGUCCGGUGGCAGCGGCCCCACGUGCUGCACCACUGCUGGACUGCAGCUGUGGCGGUUUGCCCAAGCGCUACAUCAUCGCUAUUCUCAGCGGUCUGGGUUUCUGCAUCUCCUUUGGCAUCCGAUGUAACCUUGGUGUGGCUAUUGUGGAAAUGGUCAACAACAACACUGUGUAUAUCAACGGGACACCAGUGCUUCAGAAAGCUCAGUUUAACUGGGACCCAGAGACAGUGGGGCUGAUCCACGGUUCCUUCUUCUGGGGCUACAUUGUCACUCAAAUUCCUGGUGGUUUCAUUUCCAACAAGCUUUCUGCCAGCAGGGUGUUUGGAGCAGCCAUUUUCCUGACGUCAGUGCUGAAUAUGUUCAUCCCGUCAGUAGCAAGGGUGCACUAUGGCUGUGUCAUGUUUGUCCGCAUCCUGCAGGGUUUAGUGGAGGGGGUCACCUACCCAGCAUGCCAUGGGAUGUGGUCCAAAUGGGCACCACCUUUGGAAAGGAGCCGACUGGCCACCACUUCUUUCUGCGGAUCCUAUGCAGGAGCAGUGAUCGCCAUGCCUUUAGCUGGAGUGCUGGUUCAGUAUGUGGGGUGGCCUUCAGUCUUCUAUAUCUAUGGUGUUUUUGGGAUCAUAUGGUAUAUCCUGUGGCUCCUGCUGGCCUACGGGAGUCCGGCUGAACACCCCACCAUCACUGAGGAGGAGAGGACGUAUAUAGAGUCCACCAUUGGAGAAAGGAUCCACUUACAAAGUGCGACCAAGAAAUUUAAGACUCCCUGGCGUCGUUUCUUCACCUCCAUGCCUGUGUACGCCAUCAUUGUGGCCAACUUCUGCCGCAGCUGGACCUUCUACCUGCUCCUCAUCAGCCAGCCGGCAUAUUUUGAGGAGGUCUUCGGCUUUCCAAUCAGCAAGGUGGGGAUUCUGUCUGCUGUGCCACACAUGGUGAUGACCAUCAUUGUUCCUAUUGGAGGACAGCUGGCCGACUUCUUACGGAGUAAAAAAAUCAUGUCUACAACAAAUGUGAGGAAACUCAUGAACUGUGGAGGAUUUGGUAUGGAAGCUACUCUGCUGCUUGUGGUUGGAUUUUCUCACACUCGUGGGGUUGCGAUCUCCUUCCUGGUGCUCGCUGUCGGUUUCAGUGGAUUUGCCAUCUCAGGUUUUAAUGUCAAUCAUUUAGACAUCGCUCCUCGCUAUGCCAGCAUACUGAUGGGCAUUUCUAAUGGGGUGGGAACACUGUCAGGAAUGGUGUGCCCAUUAAUUGUUGGAGCUCUGACGAUACACAAGACCCGUCUGGAGUGGCAGAAUGUCUUUGUCAUUGCGGCCAUGGUGCACUACUCAGGGGUCAUCUUCUACGCUAUCUUUGCUUCAGGAGAGCAACAGGACUGGGCAAACCCUGAGAGCACAAGCGAGGAUAAAUGUGGCAUUAUUGAUGAAGACGAACUGGCUGAAGAGUCCGAGCUCAAUGUUGACAAUGUAGUGGUGCCCAAAAAGAGUUAUGGAACAACAGACAAUUCAUCUGGUCGAAAACAGGGCUGGAAAAAGAAGAGAGGGGUGACCAUGCAAGAUGAGGACGACAGGAAUCAGCAUUAUGAGAAUGGGGACUACCAGGACCGGUACCAGUAAUACACCGUGGUCCUGAAAGACUUUCAACAUAUCCAGAUCUAAGUGAGGG